GACACGUUAUCACAUAUGUAUAUUGUCUAUCGUAACACGCUCUUAUCAAAAGUAAAGUCGAUUUAAUAAUCUGCACAAUCCAUAUUGAAAGAAAAAAUUCACUUCACGUGUGAACAAUUGUAAAUUUUGCCUGAUAGUACAUUAUCAUUGUUUUCGGAAGAUACGAGUUGACAUUUUUUCGUCUGAGUAUACACCGAGUUGUUCGAAAACUCGGUAUUUUUUAAUCUUCUAUAGAUCUUACGCGCCAGAGAAGAUAACAAUGCAUUUAUAGAUUCAUCGUACAUUUUUGGAAGUGCAAUUAGCAAUAUUAGCAAUUAGCAGUUUAUUUGAUUUUAAAAUACAACUCGUUUUACACGAUGAAAAAAAUGAUGAAUUAAUUUUGAUAUCAACCACUUAUAAUAUUAACUACUAGUGAUAUUGCGUACUGAACGCCACGAAACUACAUUUCCUAAAUAUUCAGACAUCCCAUGUAGCUCUCUGUACGGGUCGCAUAGAAACAUGCAUGGAAACAUUUUUUCUCCUCUUUUUUUCUUUUUCGGAAAAUUAACAUCUGAUGAAUAUGGUGUAUAAUCAUAAUGAAAGACAACGGAAUCGACAUUCAUUAUUACACGUUAAAAUAGUCAGCGAAUUCUUGUAACAUGCUGAACAAGAAAAUGCUAAAAGAGAACAUGUAGUUAUGGCGUGUCUGCUGAUAAAUUUUGGACGAGUACUUAUAUGAUCCCGUUUCCGAAAUUGUCCGCUCGAAGAGACAACAAAGGAAUAAACGCAACUGGCUUAUUAAUCUUGCAAGGAAAUUGAUGCUUAUCCAUUCUUUCACAUUAUUGGCAUUUCUUCAUUUGGCGGAAAAAAGUUUACCUCGAAGCCGGCACAAUGUGUUCGCGAUCAGUCUGCUAUACGCGUUCGACUCAUGUUGAAGUCUGGCAAGUCAUGCAAGUAACGGAACUCACUCGAGCGUCAAACAUAAUAAUUUGGAACAGAUGGUUUUUGACAUGUUUGGGCAUCUGGCCGACCAAGGUGAAUCAAUUUUUGUUCCUGGUCUUUAUCGGAUAUAUGAUAACAUACAGCAUUAUGGCAGUGAACCAUUUGAUUAAUCAUAUCAACUAUCCGGAACACGUCGUCGCGAAUUUAGCGGCUAACAUUUUGCUCGUUAUGAUACUGGGAAAGAUGUGCGUGUGCAGACGCAGCUGCGGAAUAAUGGCCGAUAAGUUUCUCAAAGUCAUCGAGAAAGACUUUUUAACAGAGAGCUAUGACAGUGCCCAGGAGAAAACUGCAUACCUGCGUUAUAAUCAUAUUGCGUUGUUAUUUGUAAAGCUCUCGAUGACCAUGACAAUAACUGCGGCCACACUGUAUUACUGUAAAGUAUUUUUCAUAAAUUGGAACACAAUGGUAUCGGGUAAUUUCACAUUUGAUGAAUUACCAUAUCCGGUUGAUCCUUUCUUUGAAGUGAAAGACUCAUCUACCUAUACAUACGUUUGUAUUUAUCUGGCGCUAGCCGUGCCACUUAUAAUAUGCGGUUACGGCGCACCAGAUGCAUUUGUACUCAGCAUGACCUUUCAUAUUUGUGGUCAACUUGCCGCAUUAUCGUGUAAAAUCGACAUUUUAUUAAAAGACCGUGAGAAUUAUCAUCGUCACAUCAGUAACAUUAUAAUAAGGCAUCAUCAACUGAUAGCAUUAGCAGAGAUCUUGGAAAACAAUUUCAAUCUAAUGUUUCUUCAGCAAACUCUCGGCACUGUAUUUUUACUCUGUUUAACUAUAUAUCAUGUACUUGCGAUGUCAGAGUAUGGCGCUGACAUCAAUCUUAUAACAUUUAUACUCUAUACAGGUUGUGUACUCUCUACAAUUCUCGCGUAUUGCUAUGUAGGAGAAUGUCUCAUUAAUGAGAGCGCUGGAUUACGCGAAACAUUUUACAAUUCUGAGUGGUACAGUAAACCGCCACUGUAUGUAAAAUCAGUUAGUAUUUGUAUGACACGAAUUGAGAAGCCAUUGAUAUUGACUAACGGAAAAUUCAUUCCUUUAUCAUUGAAUACAUUUACAAGUAUAGUGAAAACUUCCAUGGCAUAUUUGUCUAUGUUACGCAAUUUUAUGUAAAAAAACUUUGAUUUAGAAUAUUUUGGCGAAAUCUAUCUGUGAAACACAAAAAAACAUAGCAUAGUGUAUAAAUAACACAAAAAAACAUAA
Messenger RNA from Linepithema humile (Argentine ant), 2178 nucleotides. RefSeq names its product odorant receptor 22c-like. Gene Ontology annotation, biological process: detection of chemical stimulus involved in sensory perception of smell; sensory perception of smell. Lineage: Eukaryota; Metazoa; Arthropoda; Insecta; Hymenoptera; Formicidae. Gene Ontology annotation, molecular function: odorant binding; olfactory receptor activity. Gene Ontology annotation, cellular component: plasma membrane. The record is from RefSeq and is a predicted model, not a curated record.